AUAGUUCAUAGUUCCAAACAAAAUUCUUCAUUCAUACUUAUUUUCAUGCGUAUUUUAAUUACCAUUAACGUGUAAAUAGAAAAUUUCUUGAAUUGAAUAACUUUUAUUACUCAAUUCAAAAUUAUAAUCCAUAUGGAAUAAGUUGUGUAUUAGCUUUUGGAAUAUUUUCAGAAUAUGAAUGAUGUAAAUUCAGUUGGGCCAGCUGGUCCUAUGACAAUAAAUAAAGAACUAAUUGUUAAAGAAGGAUGGCUACAAAAACGAGGAGAACAUUGGAAGAAUUGGAGAUCAAGAUUUUUUGUUCUUCUCAAUGACGGCACUUUGGUUGGUUUCAAAAAUCAACCUGAUAAUUACAGUCAUGUAGAACCUCUGAAUAAUUUCACUGUAAAAGGUUGUCAAAUUAUGUCAAUAGACAGACCAAAGCCUUUUACAUUUAUAAUAAGAGGACUGCAAUGGACGACGGUUAUUGAAAGAAUGUUCUGUGUAGAAACCGAACAAGAAAGAGAGGAAUGGGUUCAAGCAAUAAAAAUGGUGUCAGAACGAAUAUCAGACUGUGAAGAUGUAGAAAUGAACCCAGCGAAUAUUGAAAUGGGGACAAUGGAGGAUCUGUGCGAAAAAUUCUCAUUACAGGGAACUUCCAUUUCAAAAUCAACUGGAAAAAGGAAAGUUACCCUCGAAAGUUUUGAAUUUAUUAAAGUGCUUGGGAAAGGUACUUUUGGAAAAGUGAUCCUAUGUAGAGAAAAAGCCACCGGAAGAUUAUAUGCUAUAAAAAUUCUCAAAAAAGAAGUAAUUAUUCAAAAGGAUGAAGUUGCACAUACCCAAACUGAAAACAGAGUUCUGCGGACAACUCAUCAUCCAUUUUUAACUUCUCUAAAAUAUUCUUUCCAAACAAAUGACCGAUUGUGUUUUGUCAUGGAAUAUGUCAAUGGUGGGGAACUUUUCUUUCAUCUGUCCAGGGAGAGGGUGUUUUCUGAAGAAAGGACCCGAUUUUAUGGUGCCGAAAUCAUAUCUGCCUUAGCUUACCUUCAUUCACAAGGAAUUAUUUAUAGGGAUCUUAAACUCGAAAACCUCUUGUUAGACAAAGACGGUCAUAUAAAAAUUGCCGAUUUCGGACUCUGUAAAGAAGACAUUACUUAUGGACGUACGACUAAAACAUUUUGUGGCACUCCGGAGUAUUUAGCACCAGAGGUUUUAGAAGAUAAUGAUUAUGGUAGAGCAGUCGACUGGUGGGGAAUAGGAGUGGUUAUGUAUGAAAUGAUGUGCGGAAGACUACCGUUCUACAAUAGAGACCACGAUGUCUUAUUCACCCUCAUUCUUAUGGAAGAAGUUAAAUUUCCGAAGAAUUUGAGCUCAGAAGCAAAGGACCUUCUUGCCGGGUUACUCGUUAAAGACCCCACGCAAAGAUUGGGCGGCGGGCCAGAUGAUGCGAAACAAAUUAUGGCCCAUCCGUUCUUUAGCAGCAUUAAUUGGAGGGAUUUAGAACAAAAAAAGAUUCCACCACCUUUCAAACCUCAAGUGGCGAACGACACAGACACGAGGUAUUUCGACUCCGAAUUUACGGGAGAAAGCGUAGAAUUAACGCCGCCGGAUAGCAAUAGGCUGUUGGGUUCCAUACAGGAGGAACCUUACUUUCCCCAGUUCAGUUUUCAAGAUUUAUCAUCUACAUUGGGAAGUUCGGCUUACAUUAGCGGUAGCAUGACCAGUGUAGCUCCGAUGCAGUGACUUACCUCAUUGCACAACGUUCUAGGUACUUAUAUGGAAAUACAACUCCACUAGACAGUAAGUUAUAAAUCGUUAUCAUUUUUGUGAUAAUUUUUUAUACAUAAUGUAAAUAAAAUUAAUAUGGUAUUGUUUUAAAAACAUGCUAUUCAUUUUGUAUAUAAAUAAGUUAUUACAUUUCUGUAGAUAAAUUAGUGAAUUUUUUUUAAUUUUCAUUAUAAACAGAAAAAGUGAAUUGUGUGUGGUUUUCAAAAACUAGAACUUUAAAAAAUUUUGAUGCUUCAUUAUUUAGAAUGUCCUAUUUUUUUUAUAAAACUUUGAAAUUCAUAUUUUAUUUAAAAAUUAAAAUAUAACAAUUUAUGAAAAAAAAAAAAAUGUUUAACAAUAAUAUUUCAUUUUGGUAUUGCCUUAAAUAAUAAUUACUUUAAUCUUUUUGAAAAGUGGUAAAUGUUCAAAAGUGUUUUGUAGAUCUUUUUAUUAUUUUUUGGCUGCAUUUUUAUUUUUCUUAUUUCCAUAUAUACAAUUUUGUUAUUAAAAAUCUUCAUCUAUUUGUAGACAUUUCGUUAUUGUUGUAAUAAUUUAACAAGACUCGGAAAGUAAUUAAAUGCUAAAAAAAGGUUUCAUUUUUAAAUAUAUUACAAUUAUUAACAAUAUUAUUUAAAUUAAUGAUAAUGGACCAUCGUCUGCAAUGACCUUCAAUUUUCUUCUGAUUGUCCCAUCAUCUUUAAGACAACAACAGGAUCAAUUUCUUGAUUUUUUAAUACGAAAAAAUAUGGGGUCACUUUGGAAUACUUUUCAAACUGCGCCUGCGUGACAGUUGGCUAACCUAACCUGUUGACACAUGUCAAAAAUCGAUUUAACUUUACAUAUGUCGUUAAAUGUCAUCUAACGUAACUGUAAAUCAAAAAAAUCCCCUUUAAACUAUGAAAAAGAUGAGCCUAAAAAGAAGACAUUGAAACCAAAAGGGCAUUAACGUACCUAUCCGCUAAUUCUAGUCUGAUUUGCGUGAAACAAAUGGCACUAUGAAGGAGACUGGCAUAUGUUGACAUUGAAGAGAAAACAGAAAUUCCUUUUCAUAAUCUAACUUAUGACAUUUUCCGGAACUGAAGCAGGAAAACUAAACUGUCAAAAUUACGAAGAAAUUGACACCAUACUUCCAGUCUCGAUUUUUAGUCGGGAUAUUGUCUGGACGUCUUAUAACAUAAACUACUUCCAGGGCUGUAUGCUUGUUCGCAACCGACAUUGUCGAUACAACAAAUCCUUUGAUUUCGUAUUUAAGGAGCCAACAUUCCACGACCAGUUUCGCCCAAUUUGGGGCUCACCAGGCAGAAGACAAAGUUCUACAAAAUUAAAAUAAGUAAAAUGUUACAUUUCAUUUUCUACAUCUUGAUUACACGCCAUUUAGUACCAAUACAGAAAACUUUAUUAAAACAUUUUUUAUGUAAAAUAAUAACGGGUUGGUAAUUUAUAAUAAACAACCCUUGUACAUACAUUAAAAAUAAAUUAGCUUAAAAGCAAAUUCUUGAAUGAAAUUCAAAAACUUCUAAAACACUAAUCUUUUUCUGUUUAUUUUGAUGAUUUGUUAAAGUAACAGGUAACUUACUAUUUAAGAAUAGCUUUUUACUAUUGUAGACUAGCACAAGGACGGUAUUGCUUUUCCUAAGAUAUUAAUAAAAAAAAAUAAUUACUGUAUUAUGAAACGGAAUUGUAUCAAUUGUUUAAUAGUGUGAUAUUUUUAUUGAAUGUAAUUGAAUCUGUAGAUUUCUAUUUUUUACUAUUACUAAUUAAUUGUAAUGCAACCCGAAGAGUUUUGGCACAAUUGUUACAUAAAAGGCAUGACAAUAUAAUAUUAAUUUUAACGAUUAUUUAUACCAAAAUUACCUGCUUAUAACAGGAUUUUAGUCACCACAAUUCUCUAUGUAAUAACUCAAUUGAAAUCUUUUUAAAAGUGUUAAAAUGAAGUAGUUGGUAGGAGUUUUAGUUUCCUCUCACUGGUAGGACAUGACAAUUUAAUCUCACUGGUCAGGAACAACGAAUUUUCUAUACCUCUUAUAACAACACAAUGCGAUAUGUAGUUAUAACAAAUAAUUCUGAAGAGAGAUAGCCAAUUAUACUAUUUCUCAUAUGGAUGGCCUCAAAUCAAUACCACGUAAGUCAGAAACUGUCAUUUUUCAGGAAAGACAAAAAACUUCGUAGUUAUACUAAAAAUGAUAAUUAACAAAGCAAAACAGCUAACUAAAUAUACCUGUGUCCUAUACAAAGGUCUAACAUGGGAUAUUUAGAAAAAGUUUUUGAUUUUUUGCUCAAUUUGACUUGUAUUGGAGGUAUUGGAGAGAAAAAAUAAAGGAGUUACGAGUUAUUGUUGUAUCUUUUAUUUUUAAUUUAUUCAUUUAAAAUUUUAAUAUCUAUACAAUUAUCACAAAAUCUCUACACCUAUAAGUUUUAUAUACUUAGCAAAACAAAAUAAAAUUAUUCUUAAUGCUGUAAGCUAUCGUAAAAUAACCAACAGUCUUCAGGCAUUACGGGUUUUAAUUCUUGAAGAUGAUUAAAUUUAGUUUUUUUUUUUUUUAAUUUUUAGCCAUUCUUUAUGGAGUUUCUUAAAAACGUCUUUACAAACAAUCGACUUAUUUCGUUUUAUUCUUUGCGGCAGUGGUAAUUAUCAUCAAAAUUGAGCUUAUACAAAAUUAUUCCUUCAGGUGUAUAUUUUAGGGCUCUUGUAUCAACCAAAUUUGGAUUUCUGGCCUUUCUUCCCGGUCUUAUAGACGAUUAUAUCAAAUUAUCAUUAAAAUUGGUAAAAAAAUCGUAGCAAUUAUGUCUUUGUAGAAGUUUAGGUUAUCUAUUUCUCUCCAUUCGCCAUAUAAAGCUGUCAGUAAAUCAUUUAUAUAUUUUUUAUUUGCAUCCGAAAUCAUGUGUCCCAACUGCUUGUCUUCCAAAACAAAAGAAUCAGAUCCCCACUGACGACCCCUCUUCAGCAGUGAGAUGUAUUUUUCAUAUUCAUGCUCGAAUCUGAAAUUUUCAUUUGCUUUGGCUGUAAUAUUAGUUUUUCCAGACUUUGUUGUGAUUCUUUUUUAGUAAAUUCUUUUCUUAUUGCUUGUAUUCUCUAUAUUCUUUAGAUGUGUAGAGAUACUUUUGGUGUCUUUCAGUGUCCAAUCUGUUCCCAACUGCUUUACAGCUCCAAUUUCUUUAAAUAGCUCAUAAUACUCUUCUUUUGUUAACAUAGUAGUUUUCUUCCGAAGAAUUUUCUCUAACCUUCCAAAAACACGGUCGGCAGGGAGGAAACUAUGGCCUCGAACAGGAAAUAUAAUGAUGAUCUCUUUGAUAGGACCUUGGUGGAUUGAAAGGAAGUACAUUAAUGUGUGGAUAACAAUGUUGUUUUUGUUUUGUCCUCCGCAUCCAUCACAGAAGAGCUUUAAACCCUUUUUCCAUUAAAAUCACAUGUUUUCAAGAAGUCCAGGAGAGCUGAAGAAACUUCAUUUGACCCUCUCCCAGCUUGCUCUUCAGUCCAAGUGUAGAAUAUUGGAUUAGCAUUUUUUACAUCUGUAAUACAUAGAUUAUAGAAUGAAAGUUGCCGAGCAUAAAAUGCUUCUUGAAUAGGAGUUUUGGGUAACUGCUGCACUUGUUGCAUGUCAAAGCAGUAGAUAAUGUCUUCUUCAUGUUCUUCUUUCAUGAGUUAAUUAAAAGCUUGAGCUCUUUUUUUAUAAAUUCUGAGUUGUAUUAACAAGUUAACUUUGGCUUCACCAAUAGCAUUUUUUAUGAAUCCAAUAUUAAAGUCCUUGUUGAAGACACGUCGAAACAUUGCAAGAGAUACACGCAAAUCGUUUUCAGUCAUGGAAUUGUAUGCUUUAUGAAGUUUCUUGAUAUUCAGAUCACAUCUAAGGUACACUCUUUUAGAUCUGUUUCUAGAAUAGUGGCUCUCAUAAGCAGGCAGGGAACCAAUAUAUUGUCUAACAGAAUUUUUCUUAGCCUCAGACAAGUGGCUUUUUCUAUCACCACCCCUGUUUUUUGUGAUGUCCAUAACCAAAAAUUUUUUGUUUGCAAAGGCUGUGUAAGCGUGUAGAUUUCAUCUGAACUAUGUGAAGAAAAAAAUUCUUGCAGACAUAAAUAGUUUGGCCGUUUCUACGUGGCCGUUUCUACAUUGAAUAAUCUAGGCUUUGCUGCUUUCGUCCGGUUAGGGCGUUACCUACGACGAACCACUUUUGCAAGUAUCAGGAAGUUUGAAACCAUCCUCUCUUGGCGAAUUUUGUCUGGUACACUGUAGAUUCUAUUACUGAAUUCUAAAGCAUCAGGUGGAAUGAUUUUGUUUGAUGAGUGCAAGAAAUAAAAGUAUUCGAAGUUCUAGGUUUAGCAUACAAUUUCUCUUUCCUCAAAGAACUUCUUCUUUCCUUACUAUGUUUCCAUCUUUUACCAAUACUGAUACAGCAUUCUUAAUGGCCUCCAUGGUAUUAAAAACUGUAAAUUUGACUUCAAGUCUAAAAGUUUUUCAAUAUUAAUUUCUCAUUAAUUCUUAAUAAUUAAUAUUAUUAAAAAAUGUCACACAUCUUAUAAUUUUUGAUACUGAAACUGUCAAACGGAUAAAAUAAUAUGAGAAGGUGAAGACAGAAGUCAUGUGAUUAUAAUAUUCAACGCUCAUUAGCUGCUUUGGACAUGUUCGUCUUUGAUUGAAAUUGAGCAGAGGACAUGUUUGUCUUUGAUCAAAACCUCAAUAUUUUGAAGGCUAAAACCAUGGGACUCGUUCGUAAAUGAACGUUUUUGAUUUAAAAAUUAAAUAACAUUAAGAUGAAACUGCCAACGCGCGUAAAAGUCCGUCAAAUUUAUAUUUUUGUUUUUAUUUUCACAAAAUGCUUUCGUUUUAUUGACUACAAAAUGUUUCAUAUUUUUGGUAUAAGCCUGUUUAGUAGUUUCAAUUGUGCUAUAACCUCUUAAAAUGAAUUAUUCUUGGGCAUUGUAAAAAUAUGAAAAUAAUUAAAAGUGUAAUUUUAAUUUUGAUUAAAAUUGUCGAUAAUCCUACAAGUCUGUAAACAGCAAAAGGAUUUUAACGAAAAAUAUCAAAAAAUAAUAAUUUAAAAAAAUUGAGAUUUUGACAUUUACAUGAAGAAUAUUGUUCUUUAUUUAUCAGAAUUAUGUAAUGAUUGCUAUAUUGUAUUCUAUUAAAAUUGAGGUGCUAAAAUUUGCAUAAAAAUUCAUUGUUUUAUUUUCUCGAUUUCUUUUUCUUCAUCGCAACUACUUGAAAUUAUAAUUCCUAGGUGUUCAAAUUCAUGCACUUUAUCAAAUUUAUACUAGGUUCUUUUUGGGAUGAUUUCUAUUUGAGAUCUCAUCGAGACAAGAGACACUCAAAUGUCCAUACUCCUAACUAAAAAGACUCCAUAAAUUUGAAACAUGAUUGAAGAGGUACGCCAGAAUCCAUGACUGGUUACUACUGUUUAUUGACAUAAUGUAUAAUUCAUGGCAUUUUGAAUGUCAUCAUCUAUCUCUAAGGGUGUGUACAUGCCAAAGAUGCCUCGAUGAUAGGUGAUGGUUAAAUGGAUAUCAAUCCAUGUAAUACAAAUGUAUGGUGUGAGGGUGUGCUAAACUAUGGUAUGUGGCUAAUUCUCAAAAAAAGUCGAAAAUGGUUUUAAAAAACUUGUCAAAUUAGUUUUAACAACAAAUCUUUUCUUCAACCGUCCGAUCUAGUGUGACCAAUGUUGCCAACUACAAAAAAAAAUUUGUAGAGGGGCUUGGUAGGCCUUUUAAUUUCGCUCCAAUCACAUUGUUUCAAAACGGUGAGAAAUGAUAGAUUUUUCAACGACAAAUUUUGAAUUUAAAAAUAUUUCCAUUCGCAUUUUUUAAACUAUGAACUCAUGUAGGUACAGUCAAUACUAUCCUAUAUAAGUAAAAAAUAAGAUAACAAACAAUUAGUAAGGAAUUUUCUGUUUUAAGUUAAUAAUUAUCUUCGAAUUUAGAAGUUGGGACAUAGUGAGGGAAUGAUUUUCAGGGUACUUUCUUAGACAUAUCUUUUUUGUUUAUCAUAUAGGAAAUAAAUUUAUUUAAUAAAUUCAUACAUCUAGUACAGUACUUUUAUAAAAAAAAAACUUUUCCUAAUUGACGAUCCUGGUUUAUAGAAAUCAUUAAGGACAUCAAUUUCGAUUUUUUUAAAAAGUCAGCCAUGUACAUUCUUAUUUAAAUUAGUACAGUUAUUACAUCGCCUAUCGAUCAUCGAGGCAUCUUCGGCAUGUACACACCCUAUUGAAUUAACUCACCGAUAUUUGUAGAAUAAAAAGUGUUACGUAAAGACUAUAUUUAUUUCGAAAAAUAAUAGAUAUUCGCUAGUUGCGUAAUAUCGAGAACAAUUUAAAAUUGUUUUCUUGAAAACGUAAAAAAAAACUUUUUUGAGAUUGUAGUUUUAUUUACAUACGUCAUAAGUAAAAUAUAAUUUUUUGGUAAUCAAUUAUUGUUUCAUCACAUACAUGAAAAAAUCGUAUUAUAAUUAAUUGGUUUUGGUACUGAAAUAAAAAAAAAAUAGAUGGACUUGACAAAAUUCUUGUAUAGGAUUGCUUCAAUUAACUCUCCCUUAAUGCUUAUUAAAUAUUUUUAUAAUGCUAAAUUUCACUGCCAAAACAAUAGUACAAUUAACUCUUUUAAUUAUUUACUGCAUGGAAUAUAAUUCCUGUAAUUUAUGUAACAUGUGAAUUUGAAUGUUUCAGAGUUAUUUUGUAAAUAUUCUAUAAUUUAUUCUUUUUGUAAUCUUAUUUUUUGACAAAUAAUAUCGCCACAUAACUAACUGCAUUUUAUUUAUCCAUGUCCUGAUCUAAAACUGAUGAAUUCCUAUUUUAUGUAAAAAAAAUAAAUGUUUUAGCUCCAACACAUUAUAUUCAGAGUGAUCCAUAACUAUUGGGACAUAGGCUAAGGGCAGG
Messenger RNA from Psylliodes chrysocephalus, 8606 nucleotides. NCBI's taxonomy places the organism in Eukaryota, Metazoa, Arthropoda, Insecta, Coleoptera, Chrysomelidae. The record is from the annotation of a GenBank genome assembly.